AAAAGCUCUACGAUGAAGGGCAACUUGGUAAUGGAAGUCCACAGGCCAUAAUAAACUCUCUAUGGUUCCGAUUCACAACAAACUUCGGCAUGCGGAGUGUGGAAGAACAUUACAAUUUACGAUGGGGUGAUGUGAAGCUGUGCCGAGACGUAGAAGGAGAUGAGUAUCUGGAGUUGGUCGAGAGGCAGACAAAGACUCGAACGGGUGCAACUGACGAAGCAAGAACUGUGCCGCCAAGAAUUUGGGCCAAUGAUGAAGACCCAUCCAAAUGUGUUGUCGCAACUUACAGAAUAUAUGCGUCAAAACGGCCCCAUCGGUUUUCCGAGCCCAGCGACCCAUUUUACUUGUCAACAAGUACAAAAGCCAACAUCACUGCGACUUCUGGAAAUGAGCAAUGGUUCAUCAGCAUAAUUGGGCAUAAAAAAAUUGCACAAAUUAUGAAACACAUGUGCAUUAAUUCUGGAAUCAGUAGAAAACUUACUAAUCACUCUGCCAGGAAGCACAUGGUUCAGAAGCUGCGGGAUUCAGGAUGCUGCCCCACGGAUAUAAUGCAAAUCAGUGGACACAAAAACGUUCAAAGCAUAAUUAACUAUAGCAACAUUUCCCUUCAGACUCAAAAGAAAUGUUCCAAUAUUUUGGCAGGUACUAGCAUUGCCAAAAGCAACGAAUCCAUUGCAUCAAACAUGUCCCAAAGCAUGAUGCAGCGCGAAAGCAUCGCCAUUUCAUCUUCGUCCCAUUCACAACUGGCAGCACUUCUGAAUCCUGGACAACAACAGCUUCCUAAAGAAGUUACAGCAACUUUAAAUCCAGAAGCAAUCUCUUUCCCCACCCACUUUGACUCGACACGUGGGGGUCUGUUUUUUGGGGCAACAGUGAACAUUUCAAACUUAAAUGUUUACUACGGUGAUGCCAAAAAUGAAAAAUAAGUAACUGAUUUAAAAUCCAAUGUAAACGUAAUGUUAAAAUCCCGUUCGAUAUUGUUACUGUCCAUUUUCUUGUUUCAAAUUUUCACACAACACUGUUGACACGUUC
Dreissena polymorpha is the source of this 1032-nucleotide messenger RNA. RefSeq lists its product as uncharacterized. Gene Ontology annotation, molecular function: DNA binding. The record is from RefSeq and is a predicted model, not a curated record. NCBI's taxonomy places the organism in Eukaryota, Metazoa, Mollusca, Bivalvia, Myida, Dreissenidae. The coding region runs from base 90 to 926 and encodes 278 amino acids. The transcript has 3 exons. Gene Ontology annotation, biological process: DNA integration; DNA recombination.